This is a messenger RNA of Oncorhynchus nerka (sockeye salmon), 4634 nucleotides long. It is a transcript of the gene dlb, whose product is annotated as deltaB. The coding region runs from base 1666 to 3573 and encodes 635 amino acids. Gene Ontology annotation, biological process: multicellular organism development; Notch signaling pathway; cell communication. Gene Ontology annotation, molecular function: Notch binding; calcium ion binding. Gene Ontology annotation, cellular component: plasma membrane. NCBI's taxonomy places the organism in Eukaryota, Metazoa, Chordata, Actinopteri, Salmoniformes, Salmonidae. The record is from RefSeq and is a predicted model, not a curated record. The transcript has 7 exons.
CAUCCCAUAGUAACUGUUUCAAUAUUAAGGUUAUUGAAGUGCAUGGUCUAAAGUAACGUAUUGCUCAACUAGCCCACCGCACAGACGUCAGUUUUUGUUUUAUUUGGUUGAGUUGUCAAACAACGUGAAAUCAACCAAAAAUGUCACCCUGUCAUUGGAUUUAGGUUAAAAGUUGCAUGACAAAAAUACGAAAUUCCCUUACUUUGAUGACUUUUUAAUAAAUCAGUUUUCCACGUUGAUUGAACGGCAUCACAUUUAAUUGUUUUGUUGAAAUUACAUUGAUUCAACCUGUUUUUGCCCAGUGGCGGGCUACUGCCACUCAAUAUUUUGCAAAUGUCCAAUGUUAAUAGACGCUAUUGGGCAGAUGAUCAGUAUUGAUAGCCUGUGGUAUGCAUUUGAAUCAUUCACCCCCCUAAUACAGUUUAUGAAAUAAUGAUGUAGGCCUAUAGGCUAUACUGGCAAAAGGCCCAUGCACGACAGAUGCUGGAAAUACCACCGUUGGUACCCCCUAAAUCAAUAUGCAUUAAGAAAGUAGUGCGCAGUUGGGAAGGAUGGUUCGAGAAAACAAUAGUGUGUGGGGACAUCGCACCGUAGACCAUGUGCCAUUGAUUACCAUACAGCUGUUCGCAUGAAGUUCACACAAAGGCAACUGCCAUGAUAUCCAAAACUCUAGUGCGAGUGCCCUCCCCAAUUCAACCAGUUAACAAUAGACCCCCGAAUAUCCCCGAGGCGCACAAUGAAAGGUCUUAUCCGUAACCUGUCUGCUUUUGUCGGCUAGCACGCGUCUGAGCAAUUAUUUUGGGACUGAAGAAAGGGCAGACCAUGCAAUUCUUCCAUACAGCCUUCAGAUCGAUAUUUAGCCUACCAAAAAACCAAUAAGGGCAAUGAAUUAUUAUGCCAACGUUUUGUGAAAAAACUUAUUUGGAAUAUAAAUUAUAAGCCUAAGUAUAUAGGCUGUAUCAAAUAAUAGGUUAUAACCACAAAUGUAACCUAGUCCGUCAGGUGAUACUGUCUAUCAAUUAAUAAACCAUUUAUUUAAUACCGGUAGGCUAAAGUUCUUGCAUUAACAACGUUCUCUUUACAUGUUUCCAAUUUUUUAUUUUAUUUUUUAAUGUCUGAUAGAAGUUGAAUAAUUAAAUAUGUAGGUCUAAACAUGCCGUUUUAGAUGCAGGUGUCAUUCUAUUUCCAUAGGCUAGCUAGCCCACAACUCCAAAUUAGUGGACAUUUGGCUAUUCGUAUUACUGUAUAAAAUGCUUCUUGAUCCAAUCACACUUUAAAAUAUGAUUAUGGUCGAAGUAUAGGCCUUGUGCCUUCAAAUUUAAUUAGCACCAAAUACACACGCAUCCCACAUAUACUGGUUGUCCCUUGGGUCUUUCCCUGUCCCGCCUCCUAACGCGCGAAGGGGGCGCAUCAGGGGUAUAAAACCCAAAUCAAUCUCAUUCAGCACCAGAACCAAAACAAGUGAAGACCACGACCAGGGAAAAGGGAAGAGCGAUAACUUUUAAUGCCUUUUCACACUUAUUUUAUGGUGUGACUGCAAGGAUAUUUUUCUACAGCUUUAGCUAUUUGAUUUUUUGGGAAUAAGCGCGUGUCACUUCUAUUGGACACAACGAAUGCAUACACCUGCGGAUUGUUGUAUAGCUACCAACCAAACAAGUGACAUAAAUGGCCUCACUACCCUUUAGAUGUGUCUUGGCUUUGGUUGUAAUGCAAGUGGUAUCGUCCUCUGGAGUGUUCGAGCUGAAAGUCCAUUCGUUCAACACUGCCCACCGCAUAUGCAGAAGGCAUAGAGACUGCCACAUAUUUUUCCGAAUUUGUCUAAAACACUCGGAGGACGUUAUCCAUGCGGAGCCACCAUGCACGUUUGGAACGGGACACACCAACGUCAUCCGCGCAGAUCAGACCUCGAUUUCCAGCAGCGCUCCAAUUAGAAUACCGUUCCAUUUCAAGUGGCCGGGAACAUUUUCACUGAUAAUUGAAGCAUGGAACGCAGAAACCCCUACAGAAUACACAGACAACCAAAACAACCUUGUCAGCCGCUUGGCAACCAGAAGAAGACUGGCCAUCGGCGAGGACUGGUCUCAAGACGUCCACUUCGGAGAGCAGAGCGAGCUGCGCUACUCCUACCACGUAUUCUGUGACGAGUACUACUUUGGCGAUAGCUGCGCGGAGUACUGCAGACCCCGCGACGACACUUUGGGCCACUACACCUGUGACGAGGAGGGGAACAAACACUGUCUGGAGGGCUGGAAGGGCAACUACUGUUCUGAUCCCAUCUGCUCGGCGGACUGCAGCGAGAGGCACGGCUACUGCGAGGCCCCUGGGGACUGCAAGUGCAGGAUGGGCUGGCAGGGGCCCUCAUGCAAUGAGUGUGUGCGUUACCCAGGCUGCCUCCAUGGCACCUGCGGCCAGCCAUGGCAGUGUGACUGCAAGGAGGGUUGGGGCGGCCUCUUCUGUGACCAAGACCUCAACUACUGCACCAACCACCGGCCAUGUGCCAACGAUGCCACCUGCACCAACACAGGCCAGGGCAGCUACACCUGUACCUGCCGCCCGGGCUACAGCGGCACCAACUGUGAGCUGGAGACCAACGAGUGUGACAGCAACCCCUGCAAGAACGGCGGCAGCUGCAAUGACCUGGAGAACGACUACUCGUGCACCUGCCCCCAGGGCUUCUAUGGGAAGAACUGUGAGAUCAUUGCCAUGACGUGUGCCGACGGGCCUUGCUUCAACGGGGGCACCUGCAUGGAGACGCCAACGGGGGGCUAUACCUGCCGUUGCCCUCCCACAUACACCGGCUCCAACUGCGAGAAGAAACUAGACCGCUGCAGCAACAGCCCAUGUCUGAAUGGUGGUGAGUGUAUAGACCUGGGUCAGAGUGUGCUAUGCCGCUGCCGCUCCGGGUUUACCGGUGCCAACUGCCAGAUCAACAUCGAUGACUGUGCCUCAGUACCCUGCCAGAAUGCUGGCACCUGCCAGGACAAUGUGGAUGACUACACAUGCUCGUGCACGUUGGGCUACGCCGGCAAGAACUGCAGUGUGCGUUCCGACGCCUGUGGCCGCGGUGCCAGCGCCCAGCCCUGCCAGAAUGGCGGCACCUGCUUCACCCACUUUACGGGUCCUGUGUGUCAGUGUCCGACAGGUUUCAUGGGACCUAGCUGUGAGUUCACGCUGCAGCUCAGCUUCCAGCCCGCUUCCCAAAUGACAAAUAAGCCUUCCUCUGCCACCCUCACUGCCUCUUGCAUCCUGGCGUUACUUGCCCUUGGCCUAGCGGCGGGCAUCGUGGUGCUGCGGCGGCACCGGCUGCGUAGUAGGAAGCAACUGAGUGACACAGCAGUGUUUAACGACCUGGAGACCGUGAUCAACCAUUUCCCUAGCGAGAGAGAGGCUUUCCUGGGGCCCAGUGGUCUGUUCAAGAUCAGCAAUAGCGACCCGCGCCUCAGCUUGGCAUCGCUUGUAUCGCUGAGCCCCCCAGAUGACAGGACAGGCCGGGGACUUGGGGGGGAGCACCGUUCUCUCUCCCCUGGACAGGACUACCUCUGGAGGGGGGAGAGUGGGGCUGGGCUAAGAUGAGCCACUGGUCUGGACUCAAGAAGGACAGAAAGAGGAUACAGGACAGCCACGCACCUGGGAAGGGAGGGCGGGACAGAAAUGGGGAGGAAGAACAGGGGAUCGUCAGCACUUCUUUUUUCUCUUUUUAUGAAAUGAUAAGUGAAUGAAGAAAAGGACAAAUGCUACGAAUGGUUGGAUUCCUGUCAUCAUUUUUACGUUGAAAAUGUAAACAAACAAAGAAAAAAACAUGUUGGAAAUAACCUCUUGUCAUGAAGAACAACAGUAAGUGACCUCUUGAAGUUCGAGAACUUUAGGAAAUCUCCUCAGAGAAAGGUCUUCCACGUCAAAUAACCCAAAGAGACGACUACCAAUACCACAUGACCACUUACGUUGGACACUGACCUCUCUAUCAUUGCCCUUGCUGCAACACAGUCAUAUUCACCAAAUGACUCGAAGAACCAUUUAAACCAAAUACAGGAAGACCUAAUUCCCUGACCUGUAUGUUUUUGGAACACCAGCGCACAAUAAUGACUUAUCAAUGACCUUCAAGGAGAGGAUAUAUUUUCUGGAUUGACUUCACUGUGUUUUUGUUUGUUUGCACAUUUCACCAGAACUCUAAUUUGAGCAAUUCCAAAAGAUAAAACAUAUUUUUGUCAUUGAAAAAUGUACUGUGAUUUCUUCUAACAUACAUACAUCAGUCGGUAUACCAUCAUUUUAUUUGUUAUUUAUUUAUUGUGUAAAAUGUUUGUCAAAUCUUCACCUUUUUUGCCACAAAUCCAGAGAUGUAUUUAUGUGAUCCUAAAUGAACAACCUGUAAUGGAUGUUCUGCAUCUUUGUGUGUUGCUGUGUAUUCUAAAUAGCCCAUGAAUACUCCAGGAAGAAACACAAAAUUGAUUUAUGACCUGAAAUCAAUGAACAUGUAACUUUGAUACACAGAUCUUGACAUAAGUAUUGCUGUUUCUGAAGAACAGCCAGUGUAAUUUUAUGUUCAUGCCAAAGUUUGUGUUUAGUCUGGCAUUUGCUCUCAAAAAAAAUGUUUUGUUGUUGUGUUUGUAAUGUGUUGAAUAAAGAUUAUAAAAUCA